AUGGACAGUUCUGGGUUUGGCUUAGGGGAAAGUGGUAGGCAGACCAUCUUUCAAAACCCCAGUGGUGAAGAUGAAAGGCAACGGCAGCAGGAGCGCCUUAACAGAGAGGAAGCCUAUUACCAAUUCAUUAAUGAACUCAGUGAUGAAGACUACAGGUUAAUGAGAGAUUGCAACCUCCUUGGGACUCCAGGAGAAAUAACAGCAGAUGAGCUGCAGCAGCGUUUGCAAGGCGAGAAGGAGCAUCUGGUAUCCCAAUCAAACACAGAAAAUAGAGAAGGUGAUACAGUUAGAUAUUUUGAGACUCUUGAGCUAAACUCAACCAGCGAUUCCCUGCCAGAAUGGCUGAAUAUGUUGCGUCGUACAGGAAAUUCCUCCCGCAGCGAACAGAGGAGGAACCAGACUUGGAGAGCUGUGAGCCAGGUGAACCCAACUAGUGGAGGAUUCCGGUUUAGCCUUGAAAUAAAUAUAAAUCAUGACUAUAAUGGUGGGGAUGGUCCCAAUGAAGAAUUUGAAGGCGUUUCACAUGGCCAUGCUAUCAGAAAUCAUGCAGAAAAUACUCCUCUAAUAGCAGAUAGCCCAAUAGCAAGCCGAACUAGGAGCAGGGUACUGAGAGAGACGUUUGGCCAAGCUACUGCCUCCUCUAGAAGCAGUAGUGGAAGUGGUUCAGUGGCACAAAAUGAUGAAGAAACACCUCGGCUUUUCUCAGGCAGACACAGCACCAGAAACAGCAGCUCAGCAACACACACCUUUUUAGAUGACAAUGAACACAACAUUAUCAGACAAAGGAGAGUACAAAGAGUUGCAUCCAUGAGACUUCAUGGUGGGAGAGCUGGAGCUAGAACUUGGAGAAGGACAAGACAAAGACCAGAAGCAUUAAGCAGUCAAAGCCAGACCCUGUUGGAAGGAUGGCAACAAAGGGAUACUCAACAAAUCCGAAGAAGGUCUAGAAGGACACAUACAGUCCAUUCUCCAUCACAGCAAGGUGAAACACAAGUGCCGUCACUGGAUAUAAUUGUGGAAGAGGAGGCAUCUGGGACAUCCUCAGCUAUACUUGGAAGGCAUCCUGCUAUUACAGUAGACCUUGAGGUAAGAAGAAUUCAUCCCGAAGCAUACAGAGAUCUGCAAAGGAUUGGUAUUAGAACUCGCUCAAGAGCGGGCAUGGCAGAAAACUUGGUUGCGUCUGAAAGUAAUAGUGAGGGUUUUCGUCGGACCAUUUCACAACCUGAACACACAGGCAUGCAAACUUAUGAUGGCACUGCAGGUAUGCCUCCUCGUAGGAUAUCAGAAAUCGGGCUUGGAGAGUCUUCAUCGGUGGGUCUUAGAUCAAUCAUAAGGCAAGUUAUUACUGAGUUAGGAGACCUAAGGUCAUUAGUAGACGUUGAGUCAUAUCAUACAAUUCAGAGGGGUGUUCAGCACUUAUCAGAGAUGCAGUCAGGGCUGCCUAACUUGCAGAGUCUAAGCAGCAUUGGUGAAUUCAGAGAAACAUCACUUGGAAGCAGUCCUGCUGAACAGGGUGGCAGGGAAUGGGACGGGGAGGCCCGUGCUGCGCAACAUGGCAGUCAUGAUGAAACCCAAGAUCACAGUCAGGCUCAGGAUGCAAACAGUUUAAUUGGAAAUGGGACGCUUCCCAUUCUUCGCCUUGUGCCUUACCUUUUGUUAGAUGACUAUACCAGUGACCGCUUGAGGGGAUUAACCAAAGACCAAAUGGACAGUCUUUCCACUCGCAGUUACGGGACCACCACUGCAGAAGGGGGUGAAAUAAGUAAGACCUGUAGUGUAUGCAUGAAUGAAUAUGUGGUGGGAAACAAGCUGAGGCAGUUACCAUGCAUGCAUGAGUUCCAUUUUCAUUGCAUUGAUCGUUGGCUUUCUGAAAAUUCCACUUGUCCAAUUUGUCGGCAAUCUGUAGUAACUUAA
Messenger RNA from Euleptes europaea (tarantolino), 1914 nucleotides. It is a transcript of the gene RNF6, whose product is annotated as ring finger protein 6. Gene Ontology annotation, cellular component: cytoplasm; nucleoplasm. Gene Ontology annotation, molecular function: ubiquitin protein ligase activity. The transcript has 3 exons. The record is from RefSeq and is a predicted model, not a curated record. Lineage: Eukaryota; Metazoa; Chordata; Lepidosauria; Squamata; Sphaerodactylidae. Gene Ontology annotation, biological process: positive regulation of DNA-templated transcription; protein ubiquitination; ubiquitin-dependent protein catabolic process. The coding region runs from base 1 to 1914 and encodes 637 amino acids.